AAGAGGGCGUGCUCACACGCAAUACCGAACCAGGAGGCAUUGUAGUGAGUAAUAAUUGCGCGUCAGGGCAGUAGUAUCCUUUCUGAGGAUGUGAGGGUACUCUCAGUAAUGUUUCUAUUAAAAACAGGGUGCCCGCUUUCUUACAGCAUCGUUCAGGCUCUCAGAGGUCGAUCCGAGCGUUUUGCGUCGCCUUUCUUUUCAUGAAUACGGCCACAUUGUCAACCUGCUGGGGGCCCAGACGCAGAGCAGCGCCCGGCUUUUAUGAAUGGAUGCUCGGUUUUGAGGCUGACUGCAGUUGAGGAGCUUCAGUAUUCAUUCCAAGGCUUCCAACAAGGAUUAAAGAUUUGGAAACUCUUUAAUUUGACUACCUCUUUCUGAAUACAAACCACCUACUUGGCUAUCAUGCCAAUCUUGAAACAGCUAGUGUAUGGGUCCUCACAGACCAAGCGCCGCACACGCAUGGACCUGACCAGGGAGAUGAUCAGUGCUCCACUGGGCGACUUCCGCCACACUAUGCAUGUAGGCCGCAGUGGUGAUGCCUUUGGAGACACCUCCUUUCUUAGCUCCCACUCGGGGGAAUGUUCCCCUGAGACCACAUCCUUCCCCCGCUCUCCCCGGCCUGGUCUCCUGUCCCGCACCUUCAGGAGCAGCAGACGUUCGCAGUCUGUGACCAGAGUAGACCAGCAGACCCUGGCAGUCCAAGGUGGGUCACCUACCUACGUGAAGAAUGCCAUGUCUCUGCCUUUUCUCAAUAAUGAGGACAGAGGGGACAGUAUGGUAGCAAAGAGUCUGUCCUCAAGCCCUUUAAAGGAGCAUGGAGAUGUGGAUGGGAGAGGUGCAGCUGCAGGCACUCACUCCAUUGAGCUGGAAGAACGUAGUUUUGGGGAGCUGACUGAGCUUCCAGAGAGCUCCCUUCUCUAUGGAGGUGGAAUGAAGCAUGCUGUGUCAGUAAUGUCUUUCCAUGUUGACCUGGGACCUUCCAUGCUGGGUGACAUCCUGGGGGUGAUGGAAAAGGAAGAUGACGAUCUUGGCUACGAGGAGGGCAAGAGUAGCGAGGGCCAUGCCUCGCCACAUCUCAGCACCCAUGGUGAAGAUGAGGAUAGCACAAAGAAGGAAAAAGAUGAGGAGCAAAUGGAGAUGGAGGAAGAAGCAACAGAAUUGCAGCAACAGCCCUUUAAGCAUCCAGCGCACUCUAUUGAUCUGGGGCCUGAGAAUGGAGGGCCCUACACCCCAGUGUAUACUCCUGAGACACGGCCAAAACACUUGCAGCAUCUAGACAGCUGCUCCGUGUCCAGCUCUGGCUCUGCUGCCCUGGAUGAGAAACCAAAUAGUCACAUGUAUGCAGGAGAAACUGAUAGUGCCACUUUCAGUGCCCCACCUGGGGAGGAGAGCAAUUUCUCCUCUUUCUUGGAGGAUGAAGAUGAUGAAAUCCAUGUAUGAAAUUGCAAAGCUUUCUAAAAAGUAUGACAGAGCUCUGGAAAGGGUUUAUGUGAAACUAGUGACAGAGUCGAUUUGCACUUGAAGACUGUAGUUGGGUAAUGGGACUGUGCGGAAGUUAGAGGACUCUGUAGGUUUGCAAAGAGUGUGACUGCUCCUUUAGGACAAGCCCAAACUCUGUCAGGGAACUGUCCCCUCCACUUUCUGUUUGUCAGUCUCUCUUCCCUUUGAGCUGUGAGGAAACUGACAAGGAAAAGCAGCCACUUUUGAAUAUGGAACAUUCCACAAGUGGCAGACAGAAUGGGUUAGAAAGGAACUUUUGUUGGAAUAACACCUUCUAUAACUUUCUUUUUCUCCUAUUGCACUUGACAUGUCACAUGUGGCUUUUACAUUUUAUGAACCUAUUUCUUCCUGCUGUUCUGUCUUUUGGCUGUGGGACUUCAUAAGGCCUGAGCUGAACAGAAGGCCUCUGUCGCCACAGGACCACUGGUGGGUGUCUUGUCACGAUAAAAGGGGGCUGUGUUUGUCGCUCGAGUGUGAAGCCCUGCUUUGAGCCUUGUUCAUCUGAAAAUAUUAUAGUAAAGUGCCAUAGAUUUGUUAGUUUCCCCCUUAUGUAACUCGGGGUCCCUGUGCCGCUGGUCAAAGGUGGCCCUGGACCACAAAGCUCAAACCAAAACUUUCAGUUAUUGAUUCAGUGCAAGUGUGAAGCAGGUGUAAACUCAGUGUAAAUGAAAGACACAAGGGCUGCAAAGCAUGGUGUUACUACAGGAAACUAGAGGUGUGAAUGUUUGUGGCACACUGGAGAGGGAAUGUACACUGUGCUUGUUGUCUCUUUGUGUAUAAACAGAUUCUUUAACUCUCCCUAAAGCCAUAAUGAUGGUGAUUUGACAGGUUUCCAUAAACUGACAUCGACUGGCAUUCUUCUGCUGUCACUUCAAGUUGAAACUGAAAAGAGUUUGAUAACCACUUCCUUCCUUGUUUCUCAUCUGAGCAGCUGCAGUGGUGCAACUGAACUGUGUACAAGAUGUUGAUCCUUGUUAGUCCAGGGGUUGCCUUUUAAUGUAUAAACCAGUUUCCAUCACUACUUAUGAAGAGGGCUAUUGUUGAAAAACAGGCACAAUUAAACCACACACUACUUGUAUUUAGUGUUUAAUACCUGUGGUUGAUUUUUGUCUUUCUAAAAAUAUGUGCUAUAUAUUGUGUUACACCCCUUUAAAGACUGACCGAAAAAUAAGACACAGCUAGUAAUAGAUGCAAGAGCAUUAAGAGGAGAUUACGUUUUUUUUUUUUUUAAUGCAAGUUGUGUAGUCAUUGCAGCUUGACUGUAUCUCUUGCAUCAUUAAAAAGUGUUGCCAGGAAGUGCUGAGGCUCAGUUGCGCUGAUUGAUUUUACUGCCUUAACUGAAACAGACAGAUGUGCCAAAUCAUAAUUUUCUAGGCAAAGGUUUUAGUUGUGAAGCUCAUUAUUGGGAGAGUCUGUCAAACUUGUCACUCCCUUCUUUAUGUGGGUAAUCACUGUUGAAUUUAAAUUAUGAUGGAUAUGAAUUAGCAAAACUGGAUAUUUAUAGUUGCAUUCACUCACACUACAAAAUGUAUUCAGAUCAUUUCACUGCUUCAUUUUCUCUGUGUUGCCUUGUUUGUGUUAUGCUGUAUAUUAUGCUUUACUGUCUUCUCUAAUGUAUAUUUACAGCUUUUUUCUGUAUUAUCCA
Monopterus albus (swamp eel) is the source of this 3145-nucleotide messenger RNA. RefSeq names its product CDC42 effector protein (Rho GTPase binding) 4a (gene cdc42ep4a). Gene Ontology annotation, molecular function: small GTPase binding. The record is from RefSeq and is a predicted model, not a curated record. Gene Ontology annotation, cellular component: plasma membrane; cytoplasm; cytoskeleton. The transcript has 2 exons. Bases 403 to 1440 code for a protein of 345 amino acids. Gene Ontology annotation, biological process: regulation of cell shape; positive regulation of pseudopodium assembly; positive regulation of actin filament polymerization. Lineage: Eukaryota; Metazoa; Chordata; Actinopteri; Synbranchiformes; Synbranchidae.